Molecule: messenger RNA, 2906 nt
Organism: Diachasma alloeum
Lineage: Eukaryota; Metazoa; Arthropoda; Insecta; Hymenoptera; Braconidae
Product: integrin alpha-V
Exons: 8
Coding region: 227-2758 (843 amino acids)
Biological process (GO): integrin-mediated signaling pathway; cell-cell adhesion; cell-matrix adhesion
Cellular component (GO): external side of plasma membrane; integrin complex
Molecular function (GO): integrin binding
Source: RefSeq, a predicted model, not a curated record
UCCUGCGGAAUUCCCGGAUUUUUUUUCUUCUUUUUCACAGGUUUGCGCACCAAAUUGGAAGAAUGUUAUUAGCAAACAUUACUACGCGAAUGGAAUUUGCUAUUACACAGUUGCUAAUAAUUCACGAGCAUUUGAAAGAACUGUGGAUUCGAUAAUUAAUGUUUUUGCUGGUCGCUAUGAUCAAAUAGCGUACGAUGGGCGGGGUGAGGCGUACAAUCUGCGAGCAAUGGGGAUGCUGGGAUUUUCGGUGCACGAAUUUACCGAUGAGCAUGACAAGCAUUGUGUUUUAACAGGGGCCCCUGGGUAUCACGAGUCGGCGGGGAAUGUUGUCUUAUUUUCUAAGAACGAAAAGGGGAGGACUGACUCGGUUGUGCCUAGGGAUGUGGACGGAGCUGGGGGGUCUAUCAUUGGGUACAGUGUGACGUCCGGCUUCUACUUCGACGCAAAUCGAAAAGAGAGAUGGUACGUUGCAUCGGCCCCUCGAACGAAGGACGUCACGGGAUCAGUGUUAAUGUUCAAGUUCAAUGGGAGCCAGUCUGUGAAAAAACCUAUGAUAAUCAGAGGGCGUCAGGUAGGAGAGUACUUCGGCGCCUCAGUGACCUCCUGCGACGUUGAUAACGAUGGGAGAGAUGAUCUGAUCGUUGGAGCUCCAUCGUGGAGCCUGAGUGGAGACGAGGGUCGGAUUUAUAUGAUUUCAGCGAGAAGAAAUUCAAAUGGGUUUGACACGACUUGGAUCGAUGGAAAAUUCGAGGGAGCUCGAUUUGGAUCAAGCGUUGUCUGUCUAGGUGACCUGGAUCACGAUGGCUAUGGAGAUGUUGCUGUUGGGGCACCGUACGAGGAUAAAUCCGGUGCUGUUUAUAUUUUCAACGGUGGUCGUUACGGAUUAUCUAGAGAGCCAAGUCAAAAGAUCCUUGGCAAGGAUUUUGGGGGGCUGAGUGGCUUUGGAAUCGCCAUUUCAGAACCCAGGGAUGUCGAUGGAAAUGGCUAUCCUGAUGUUGCUGUUGGAGCUUACAGAUCUGGCCACACUGUGCUCUUUCGAGCUCAACCAGUCGUUAAAGUGAAUAUUAGUCUGAAUUACGUCGACUCUGCGAGGCUCAACAGUAACACUACCAAGUUUUCUGUUAGAUUCUGUGGAUAUUACGAUGGACACAGAGCACCUGAGACUCUGAGGGUGAUGACAACAUUCAGAGUGGAGGAGACACACCAUCUGGCGAGGCUUGCUACACACUCGAGCAGCAAUGGAACUUAUGAGCUCGAAGAUUUCCUCUACAACAGCAGAAAACUCUGCAGCGACAUUCCAGUAGUUUUGGACAGGGGAACUAAAACUGAACCACUCGACAUUUCCGUGUCCCUGAGGCUGUUGAAUGAGGACCCGGCUUUUGCCUUCUGCAUGAGGUGUCCCAGGAUCAAUGGAAAAACCUCGAUAACCGAAGCUUCCCUGCGACUCAAUUUCGAUCACGAUUGUGGUCCCGACAACAUUUGUCACUCCAAUCUAACGUCAAGGAUCUCAACUUCUCUUGGAGACGGCAACAAGUACAUUAUGGGAAAGGAGAAGACAGUGAAGGUCUCGAUAGACGUCAGGAAUUACGGAGAACCUGCUUACGAGGCCGAGGCACACGUGCUCCUGCCCGAAUUUAUCGCUCUGUCGAGUGUACCUUCCGCUCCUUUUUCUGACUGCAAGGAGACACCAGUGGUCAAUGGAUCUGUCGAGGUGGUUUGUGCACUGGGAAAUCCAUUUCGACAGCAGACUACUCUAACACUGGAAUUAGACAUGAGUCAACUCAAGACUGAGUCAGAACUGUACGGAGACUCAAUGCACGUGCCCAUUAGUCUCUCAACUGAGAGCAUAAAUGAUAACGAUCAGAAUGGAAUUAAUAAUCUGAUUAUUUAUCUGGUUAUCGACAGCGCCCUCAACAUUACAGGACAAGCGAAGGAGAGUUCUUACUCGUACUUUAGCAUCUCGGAGGAGAGCAACAUCGAGAUUAUCCAGUUCAAUCACAAUUAUGGAGUCCAAAAACUGGGAAUAACUCCGAUUCAACAAGCUGUUCUGAUUGUCCUCGUGCCCACGCACUUGAGAAAAUCAAAAAAUGAAGUAAUCGAAAUAGCGAGGAUAAACGCAACAACAUUGAAGUACUUUGAUUCAACAAAUCGAAAUGACAAUGACUACGUUUGCAAAACCGAAAGAAUUGGAGUGAAUGAGAAGAAAAUUAUUGCGAGGGAGUCGAAUAAUUUCACACAGUCUGUAGACACUUCUUUGAGGAAUCGUGCGUUAUUUCUCAACUGCGAUAAUGAUGCAAUUGAUUGUGUUAAUGUCACGUGUCUCAUGGACGUGCCAAGAGAAUCUGUUAAUUCCUCUGUAAUCGCAGAAUUGAAAUUAACGAUUGAUUUGUUGUUGAAAGACGUCACUGAUGAUUUAACGACUUCGAAAGACAUUAUAUAUUUCGUAUCAAACGGAUCAGUGAUGAUUACUCACCCAUCGCGAGCUAGUGAAGCGUCUGGAGUGAGGGCAAAAUCAACCCUCGUUGGCACUAAAUUCCUGGGCACACCUGUAGCAGCUCCAGUAGCCAGCUGGGUAAUUGCUGUCUCUGUUGUCGUUGGAAUUGUUCUGCUGGCACUUGUGAUAUUCGCUCUUGUCAAACUGGGAUUCUUCAGGAGAAGACAGAAAGAGGCGUUGGAGGCACUGAUGGCUGAUUCAGACAGAAAGGAAGGCAUAGUCAUAGAAACUACGUCAUCAAAGGAGUGUCUAGAUCAAGAUUAAACAUCACGAACAUUUUUUUCUUUCAGAACAAUUAAUCCUUCACGAAGUAAUUGUCAAUUUAUUUCUCUCGUUGUGCCAUAUUUUCAACUUUCUCCUCGGACUUCUUUACAGCAUAUAAUUAUUUUGAAUAAACUAUGUCAGGAAACAA